AUGCUGGGGAAGGCUUCAGCCUGGCGAUUCCUGGAAUGGGCUCAAGGAAACCCGGAAGGCGUGUGUUCACUGCCCACGGGAAAGACACCUGAGUACUUCAUCAAGUGGGUACAGCGAAUUCUGAAAGAGUGGAAUACUGCAGAGAUGCAGGCAGAAGCCAAGAAGUUCGGGCUUUCUGACAGGAAGCCGGUGCUUGACAAGCUGACCUUUGUGCAGAUUGAUGAAUUUUAUCCUAUUUCACCGCAGCAGCACAAUAGUUUUCAUUACUAUGUGAAUGAGUACUACAUCAAAGGUUUCGGCUUGGACCCCUCCCGGGCCUUGCUCAUGGACUGCUCGAAGAUUGGAUUGGACCGGGUGAAGGAAAGCUUUGGGCCCACUGGAGAGCCACAAGAUCAUUUGCAGAUGAGUAUGGAGGACAUUUGGUCCGACGGCCGGGUAGAUCUCACCCUGCGGACCCGGGAGCCCACCAGUCGACUGGAGCGGUUGCAGCAACGAGUGCUUCGGCAGGUGGACCAAUGGUGUGCCGAAUACGAAGGAAAGAUCCGAGCACUUGGCGGCAUCGGCUUCUUCAUGGGUGGCAUUGGGCCAGAUGGGCAUGUCGCCUUCAAUUGCCAAGGCUGCGAUCACUUCUCCACCACUCGGCUGGACGAGCUCAACUACCCCUCUCAGGCGGCCGCAGCGGGCGACCUGGGCGGCAUCGAGGCGGUGCGCAAGAGGAAGGUCAUCACUAUCGGCUUGGGCACGGUGACCUUCAACCCGCGCUGCGUGGCGCUCAUCUGCGCCGCGGGUGAAGCUAAAGCGCAAGUGGUCAAGCAAGCUGUCGAGGAAGAUCCGCACGUCAACUUCCCCGCGACAGCUCUCCAUAAGCUGCCUCGGGCGUGUUUCUUUUUGACCUCUGGCGCUGCGAAGCUCUUGAGCCGUCGACAGCUGGCUCUCCUGGAGACUCUCAAGGCGAUUGAUGACCAGCUGGUGGAGAAAGCCUUGGUGUCCCUGUGCUGCCAGCGGCGGAAGAGGCUGCUGGACCUGACCGCCACAGACCUCAGUGCGUCGCCCUUCGCGGCGGAGGUGCUGCGCAAGGCGGGAAAGCCGCUGAAGGACUGCGCGGAGCAAGUGAGGAAGACCUUGAUCCAGAAGAUUGAACGAGGCUGUCAGGUGAGAGAGAAAUGCCAGUUCUUGCACACAGAGCCGCACCAUGAUGACAUCAUGCUGGGAUAUUUGCCUGCGGUUCUACGUUCCACGCGAGUGGCCUCGAAUCAGCACCACUUCGUUUGCGCCACCAGCGGUUUCAACUCGGUGUCCAACAAGCACAUGCUCAUGCUGCUGCAGCGCGUGGAACGCUUUUCCCAGUCGCCCACCUUCCAACGCCUUUGCGCCGAGAAGUACUUCAGCGCCGACGCGGCGCUGGGCGACGCGGCGCUGGACUUCCGCCGCCGCGACGUGUGGAAGUUCUUGGAUGGUAUUGCCGCCGCUGACGACGAGCUGCGAGACGAGGGCGCUGCGCGGCGGCUGGCGUCUUGGGUUUGGAAAGGUGCUCCAGGUGGUCCAGGUGAGGAGGGUGGUCCAGGUGAGGAGGAUGGUCCUCCAUUCAAGUGGGGGGGUGUGCUCAGUGCUUUAUAUGGACCCUUAUCCAAAGGACAUGUAGGGCCAUUGUAG
Messenger RNA from Durusdinium trenchii, 1653 nucleotides. Lineage: Eukaryota; Dinophyceae; Suessiales; Symbiodiniaceae. The record is from the annotation of a GenBank genome assembly.